GCGCUCAGAGACCGUUUCAGGAAGGAGGGAACAUAAUCUGCAGAAGAGUACAAAGUGUGUGACGUUGCAUGAAUUGCUGCAUUGUACCGGUAUGAGGUCUUCCCUGUUUGCACAUCUCCUCCUCCCCCUCCUCCUGGCUGCAGGGAGUGCUGUCACAGGGGAAGAGGUGGAGAGGAAACCCAAUAUUGUUCUAAUGAUGGUGGAUGAUCUGGGUAUCGGUGAUAUAGGAUGCUAUGGUAAUGACACCAUCAGGACUCCUAACGUAGACAAACUAGCGUCUGAAGGGGUAAAGCUCACUCAGCACAUUGCAGCGGCUCCUCUGUGCACCCCGAGCCGAGCUGCUUUCAUGACAGGGCGCUAUGCACCCCGCUCAGGACUGGGAAGUACAGGCCGUGUGCAGGUGCUGCUGUUCCUCGGAGGUUCAGGGGGGCUGCCACCAACCGAGAACACCUUUGCUAAGAGGCUGCAGCAACAAGGAUACACCACCGGUCUAGUGGGUAAGUGGCAUCUAGGUGUGAACUGUGAGCACAGAGGAGACCACUGCCACCAUCCCAACCAGCAUGGCUUCAGCUUCUACUACGGGCUGCCCUUCACCCUCUUUAAUGACUGCGUGCCAGGAGAGGGGAGUGACAUCCUGGCAGACCUCCAGCACACGCUCCAAAAAUUGACCAUGUUGCUCGGAGCUGGACUUUUUACACUGGUGUGUGUCCGUGUAUCUGGUCUCUUCGAUAUCAACCUGGGUCUCCUGGUAGCACUGUUUUUCCUCAGUAUCCUAGCAACUGCUGUGUGGUUUAUCCCUCUUAAAUUCCUGUCAACCUGGAACUGCAUCCUCAUGAGGAACCAAGAGGUGAUUGAGCAGCCGAUGACGGUGGAGACGGUGCCCCAGAGGCUGCUGGGAGAAGCACAAAAUUUUAUAAAGAGAAAUGUGGAUCGUCCAUUCCUCCUCUUCUUCUCAUUGGUUCACAUCCACGUGCCGCUCUUUAAAACCCCUGCUUUUGCUGGCAAAAGCCACCAUGGCCGCUAUGGUGACAACCUAGAGGAGAUGGACUGGAUCAUCGGUAAAAUGGUAGAGACUGUGGACUCUCUCGGCCUAGCCAACAACACUCUGAUGUACUUUACGUCUGACCACGGUGGACACCUCGAGGAUGCUGAUUCAAAGGUUGGCCAGAAAGGAGGCUGGAACGGAAUUUAUAAAGGUGGGAAAGCUAUGGGAGGCUGGGAGGGCGGGAUCAGAGUGCCUGGUAUUUUCCGCUGGCCUGGCAGACUGCCAGCUGGGAGAGUGGUGGCUGAACCCACCAGCCUCAUGGACCUGUAUCCAACACUGAAAUAUUUGGCUAAGGACACACAACCUGACAGACUGUUAGACGGCCAUAACCUCAUGCCGUUGUUGGAGGGGAAGGUAGAGCGAUCAGAGCACGAGUUCAUGUUCCACUACUGUGGGAUCUACCUCAAUGCAGUGCGGUGGCACCCGCCUGGAAGUGACUCCAUCUAUAAGGUGCACUUUUUCACCCCCAACUUCUCUCCUCCUGGAGCCGGUGGAUGCUACAAAACUAAGGUCUGUCUAUGUCAUGGAGAAUAUGUGACGCACCACAAUCCACCUCUGCUCUAUGACCUUUUUCACGACCCCUCUGAGUCCCGCCCACUGACCCCCGAUACAGAGCUGAGAUAUGCUGAAAUCCUCGAGCAGACUUCUAAAGCUGUAGAGAAACAUAGAAACACCUUCCCACAAACUCAGGAGUCUGAUGAGGCGUCUGUGAAGUCCAGCACAGACGCUCCCAGUGUUCAAAGCCAGAUGACGUGGGACAAGAUUCUGUGGAGACCCUGGCUGCAGCCCUGCUGUGGGACUUUUCCAUUCUGUGGCUGCAAAGAGGACACGACAAAUAUUUAAUGGAAAAAGCUGCCAGACUGUCUUAAAAAGUUUGAAAAAAAAAACCCACCCCAGACUUGAUGAAGCUGCUCUGGAAUCGACAGCAGGGUUAUCACAUUUUCAUAAAUAAUAUACUACUGUCCUUUUUGUGGUUAGGGGUGCUUUCAAGAGCUUUGAACAUUAAAAAAACUUGACAUGGCCAAGGUUCAGGCUGCAGACUUAAUCUGCUGCCCUGUUUAAAGGCAUUUUCAACAAGUUGUUUGUCCAAUUUGUAUUACAUCUAAAUGAAGUUAAUUUGCACAGUAAAAUGAUUUAUUACUGCAGUUAAAGAUGAAGUAAAACAAAAAACCUUUACUUAAGUUUAGCCUGUAGCCUUUGCUUUACUAAAAACAGAAGUCAAAAAAAACUUUUUUACAUUUUUUUUUUGUCACCUUUAAAGACACUGUGAGAAAUUUCUGAUUUCCAAAUAGUUUUUAUUUCAUACUGAUGCCUCAUCAUGACCAACAUAGUAUUAUCAGGUUAUUUCUUAAUGCUGAAAUUUAGCUUUGAUUUGGAAAAAUAGAGCAGAGUGAACACUCACCAAGAAGUGUUUUUGUCUAGACUUCCACUGAUGAACGUUUGCAGUGAGAAGGGAGGUAGCAAGAGGGAGGAAUAAUUUGUCUUUAAUUUCUUUCUACAUAAUGUUUUGUAGAGAUGGCUGAUAAUGGAGCUGGAAGAGUAAAAACAUGUAUGUUUCUAGUGAUGUAUUUUUAGGGAUGGAGAAACACCACAACCUGGGCUUUGCAAUAUAAAAGGGCAAAAUGGCUAUGAGCAUGUUUUAAUAUUUGUGCUGGCAAUUGAAGGCUUCACUAAUCUUUGAGGACAAAAAGUUAGAGGUGCUAAUGUUUACUUAUUCAGCAUCUAUUGGGACACUGUAGCACACAUCAUUCAACAGAAGCUGACAGGUAAGAUUAAACAGAUACAUCUGGUCACCUUUUGUAAGCUAACAGUACUAAAUCAGAGUUUAAGCUUUUUUGUUGUAUAAAAAAAAUAUGAUUUUUAAAACUCAAAACAUUACCAUUAUUAAAAAGUAAUGUAAAAUACAAGAUCCAAAUUCUAUCUUUUGCCUCCACAACAAAUGCAUGCUUUUGCAACAGCCACAUCUUUACAACAUUGGGUGAUGGUGCUCAUGGGAAAUGCAGUCUUCAUCCUGGAAAAUAAUCACAGUAUCUGUUUUCGAAACCGCCUACUAUACUAGCAGUACGUACUGAUUUGGCCAAAAUUCAGUAUGUAGUAAGCAGUAUGUAAACAAGAGCAAAUUCAGCAGUAUGCCAAAACUACCCGGAUGUCUAGUGAUUUGGGAAAAUUUCACAGUAUGCAUCGGACCAGUCUGCCUCGCGUAAUGUUUCCCACAAUGCACAGCGCUCAUUCUGCUUUUUCUUUUCUCUUCUUUUUUUGACAGGGGAACUCAGUUUUUAUGUGCUGUGAAAAUGAUUAAUUCAAUAUAAAUCACUUCUUAACUUUUUAAAUAAUAAGUGGAUGCUAAAGAAGCAGUUUCUCUAUCAGCUUGGCCGUUGUUUACUUCCGCAUUCCAAAACUGGAAAUUCAGUGACAUCUGGCUCAGCGUGCUGCAACAGUCAUACUACAUACUAAAUUCAAACGCAGUAUAUAGUGGGCAGUAGGUGCCUACUACAUUAGUAGGUAGUAUGUAGCAGGCCAUUUCGAAAACAGACAGUAUCUGUCCAAAGGUGUCACCAUAAACAACACAACAUGAAAGUUCCUCACAGUGCCUUUAACUAAUAGAAAUAGUUUUGGAGCUGAAAAAGAAGAAGAAGAAAAGAUGAAACAAUGCACUUUGCAUCAUUACACUGAAAAAAAGAAGUUACUGCAGAGCCAAAAGAGGAUGAUUCUGUACCUUCAUGAAGAUAAAUUCCAGUGUUUACGUGUUGAUAUUUUGUUAAGUGAAAUACCUUGGACCAAGAUGCAAAGUCAAAGCAUUUCCUAAAUGACAAAAUACAAUUUUUAUGAAAUAAAAUUGAACUGUGUUGUUCUUUUUUAAACACAUAACUUAGACUUAGUGUUGUACUUACUGUUAUUUCAACCUUAAUCCUUAAAAAUACUUUUGUGAUUUAAUGCACUCCUCACAUUAAGGGUGAAAGAGAGCUUACUGUACUUAAGAAUCUUUUUUGUUCUGUUAAGGAAGUCAUUCCUUAAACUCUGUUAGAUAUAACCAAUUAUUCAAAUAAAAUCCAUCAGCAAGGCACUUCAGACUGCGUGCCAUUAGAGGGCAGAGUCACACUGUGUUUGGAUGAUAGUGAACUCUGACGUUUAUUUGUAUGAGAGAGAGAAAGAUAGGAGGGCAAAAAUGAAUAAAGAGAAAGUUUCAGGUACACAAAGACAUGACUGUACAUUUAAAGCUUAUGGCGCUUCAUUUUGCAAUAAUAGCAUAACAUGGUGCCUUGUAAGCAAUUUCUUAGAGAAUAGACAUCCCUUUUUCAUAAUAAAUCCAAAUGUCUUCCCUAAUCCCUUUAUUUCAACCCUCUUUCCUUCAUUUCCUCUACACUCACAUUGUUAAAAAUGACAAUAUAAUGCUCGGUAAUCUUAGAAAAAUACAUUUCUUCCCGUCAUUGUCCUCCAGUAAUAACAAGAUGCAGCUUAAGGACACUAAGGCAGGGUGGAUGUUGUCAAGCAGGGUGUCCUAGUUUGACCACAAUGCCUUACAGAUCUUUAAUAAUAAAAGACUCUAAAGACUC
Notolabrus celidotus (New Zealand spotty) is the source of this 4599-nucleotide messenger RNA. RefSeq names its product arylsulfatase H (gene arsh). Lineage: Eukaryota; Metazoa; Chordata; Actinopteri; Labriformes; Labridae. Gene Ontology annotation, molecular function: arylsulfatase activity. Bases 92 to 1888 code for a protein of 598 amino acids. The record is from RefSeq and is a predicted model, not a curated record. The transcript is spliced from 11 exons.